AUGUUAGCGGCGCGAGCUCAAGCGAUCAAAAGACUGAAGCAACAGCAUCCUUUUGUUGAAGAAGGCUUACUUCUAUCCAAACUCAUGGCAUACUGUUCCAGAGAAGCACAUUCCUGCGUAGAAAAGGCUGCGAUGAUUUGUUUCGUGAAGUUGAGGAUUUUAGAACCGGAUGAGAAAUCUUCGUUGAGAGGAAAAACUCUUUUGAUGGCUAUGGAAGAAGACGAGACCAUGGGUCUCAUUCCAUUUUUCGUAUCUACCACGUUGGGAACUACCUCCUGUUGCGCCUUCGACAACUUGGAAGAAAUCGGUCAGGUAUGCCAGAAGUUUCCUUGCGUUUGGUUGCAUGUGGAUGCAGCGUACGCAGGAAGUGCCAUGAUCUGCCCAGAGCUGAAAUAUCUACUUAAAGGCAUCGAGUACGCAGAUUCGUUCAAUACAAACCCCAACAAGUGGCUGUUGACAAAUUUUGACUGCUCUACUUAUUGGGUUAGAGACAGAAUUCGACUAACCUCUGCAUUGGUAGUCGAUCCUUUGUACCUCCAACAUGGUUACUCAGAUGCCACAAUCGAUUACAGACACUGGGGAGUUCCUCUAAGCAGACGGUUUAGGUCGUUGAAGAUAUGGUUCGUGCUAAGAAGCUACGGCAUUUCUGGAUUGCAGAAGUACAUAAGGAACCACAUUACGCUUGCACAUAGGUUUGAAGAACACGUGGCGAAGGAUAGGAGGUUUGAAAUAUGUAACGAAGUCAAAUUAGGUCUCGUAUGUUUUCGACUGAAAGGAAAUGAUAAACUGAACGAGAAGCUGCUGAGCAGCAUCAACGCCUCUGGAAAACUUCAUAUGGUUCCAUCGAACGUCAACGAUAAAUACGUCAUCAGGUUUUGUGUAGUAGCAGCUGAUGCUGAAGAGGAAGAUAUAGGUAAAGUUGACACCACAAAUACAUGGACCCGUCCAAACACAAACGUUUCAAACAUAAGCGCGUGGAAUGGCUCAUUAGUCAUCGCAAAUGACCAUUUUCAUCAAUCAAUUAAAAUCUCAAAUAUACUAGCUUCACAGGUGACUAUUUGA
Messenger RNA from Diabrotica balteata, 1062 nucleotides. Lineage: Eukaryota; Metazoa; Arthropoda; Insecta; Coleoptera; Chrysomelidae. The record is from the annotation of a GenBank genome assembly.